AUGAGAGUCUGUCCGACGGUUUUGGGCUUGAUCGCCAUCUUUUCGGGGCUGGGAGCUGCCCAGGUAACAUGGCCAUCUUCCAUUGACGAAUUGGAGGAUGUGAUGUUCCUGAAUACAGGCUACAACAAUAGAGGAUUUGCAGCACAUAUUACACCAUGCGGAUUCUCGGAAUUCGGACCUGGACGACAAACGGCGGCAGAAUGGCUUCGGAUAGGUUUCCACGACAUGGCUACAACGAAUGUCUACUACGCGUCAGUAGGCGUGCCGCAUGGAGGGAUUGAUGCUUCGAUAGCCUUCGAGUUGAAUGAUGGAGAGAACAUUGGUGCUGGAUUCAACACCACAUUGCAUACGUAUGGAGGAAUAUUCAAUAGUCAGCUGCCAGUCUCUGACCUCAUUGCACUUGGUGUCUAUGCCUCUGUGCGCGGUUGCGGUGGACCUGUGAUACCAAUGCGAGGUGGAAGAGUGGAUGCAACUGCAGCAGGACCACUGGGCGUCCCACAGCCGCAAAACGGCCAAGGAACAUUCAUAAAUCAAUUUAUCAGAAUGGGAUUCAACACUACAGACAUGAUUGCUAUGACUGCCUGUGGACAUACUCUCGGAGGCGUCCAUGCGGGUGAUUUUCCCAAUAUCGUAGCUGUGGGGACGCAACCGAACGACUUCCAAUUGUUCGACACCACCACGGCGUUUGACAACCAAAUAGCUGUUCGAUACAUCAAUGGAAAUGAUACCGAUGCACUAGCAGUUGGGAUUUCAACGGCGUCUGGUCGUAAUUCGGAUUUUGCCGUCUUCACAGCAGACAAGAAUGUCACUCUCCAAGCCAUGACGAAUACGGCAACCUUCAAUAGCAUGUGUACCUCGAUUCUGCAAAGAAUGAUAGAAACCGUACCUCCAACCGUGGCUCUCUCAGAUAUCAUUGCACCAUAUGAAGUUAAGCCCAGUGGAUUGCAGCUUACCCUGCUUGCUGGUGGCACGCAAAUCACCUUCUCUGGAGAAAUCCGUGUGAGAACCACGUCCCGCACCGUUUCCAGUGUACAGCUUAAUUACAUUGAUCGCAAUGGUGCCACAGGAGGUACCAUCUCCACAACUUUGAGUGGCACAGCCAACGGCUUCGAUGACAGCUUUUCGUUUUAUGGCUUCAGUGUGAAUAUCCCAUCGACGACUUCGAUCUCAUCCUUCACUGUUGUAGUAAAUACUGUUGGAGGCUCCACACAAACUUUCACCAAUAAUGGAGGUGGAUUCCCUAUCUCAGAUUCCGUCAUUGUCCAGACGCCUCAGAGUUGCUAUUCGAAUGGAAACCUUACCGUGGUGGCUGCCGUUCGCAGCGCUGUCACAACUCCAGUCAGCAUGACCGUUACUCAGAAAGUUGCGAGCACAGCCGGAAGUCCUAUCGUUUCUCCACUUCCGUCUCUGGUCAAUGCCUCCAUGUCUAUGGUUCAAGGUGCUACGAUUGGUCCCUAUGUUCUAUACAGUGGCAGCUACUCUGUUGCUUCAGCUGUUGGAUCGAAGUACGGUGCCGUCAGUGGAUCCUCAAGCGAUACCUUCAAAGAUGUCUCUGGUCUGGGAACGGUAUGUUCGACGCUCGGCGCUAGCGCACCAAGCAGCACUUCGAGCUCGAUUGUAUCGACCAGCUCAUCCUCACAGCUAUCGAGCUCCACGAGCUCUGUUGUGACGACCUCUACAUCUUCGUCCGCUACAGCUACUCCGACACUUGGUCACAAACAAACUGUUGGAGCCUACUCCUUCCAGGGCUGUUACACCGAAGGGACCGGCGUUCGUGCAUUAAGCGCAGCGUCAUUCUACAACUACACGGGUAUGACAACCGAGCAAUGUAUGACUGAUUGUACAGGCUACACUUAUUUCGGUGUCGAAUACGGCGGAGAGUGCUAUUGUGGGAACACGUUGGCAUCAAGUUCGACUCUUGCCGCUCUGUCAGAUUGUUCGUUCAUCUGCCCCGGCAAUAGCUACGAAUAUUGUGGGGCAGGGAACAGGCUUGAACUUUACGAGCUUUCUACUGCUGCUUCGAGCAGUAGUAGCAGUCUUGUGUCCUCAACAACUGCGUCGACAGUCGUCAGCUCCUCGAGUUUCGUUCUCUCGAGUUCAGCAAGUCCUACGCUUUCUGGGACAUCAUCACCUGCCGUCAGCUCUUCGAGUAUCGCGUCCUCGACAUCUGUAAGUCAAACCGUUCCUGCAACAUCCUCAGCAUCUUCUACGAUAGUCAGCCCCAGCUCAAACUCUCCGACUGUGCUUUCUACACCCUCAGUCAGCUCCUCAAAAGCUUCGACAGUUGUCAGCUCGCUCUCAGCAGUGAAGUCUUCAUCGCAGGUUUCAUCAAGUGUCAGCUCCUCAAAAGCUUCAGCAAUCAUCAGCUCGAGUGUCGUUUCUUCGAUUUCAAUCAAUUCUUCAAAGUCUUCUCCACUUGUCGGCUCCUCGAGUGCUGUUUCUUCAAAAUCAACCAGUUCUUCGAAGUCCUCGACGCUUGUCAGCCCAUCGAGUGUGAUCUCUUCAAAGUCAAGCAGUUCUUUGAAGUCUUCCACGAUUGUCAGCUCGACCUUAUUAACCAAGCCCUCUUCAUCACAGAUUGUAUCAAGCAGCGUUCUUAGCUCAUUAUCGACACUGUCUUCCACUAGCAGUAGUAGCUCGUCAUCCUCGAAAGUCACCACUUCAUCAACAAGUCCGUCGGCUCGCCCAACUCUGCACAUCGUUCAAUCCGCUGGUCUAUACAACUAUUUUGGUUGCUACACCGAAGCAACUAAUACGAGAGCCUUGAGCGCAGCUUCCUACCCAAAUGACACGCAAACAAUUGAGCUAUGUGUUGCCGCUUGUUCUCCAUACUUGUAUGCUGGAGCCGAAUACGGACGCGAGUGUUGGUGCGCAGACUCAUUUGGCGCUGGAUCUGUUCUUGCUCCUGAUAGCGAUUGUUCUAUGACCUGUGCUGGUGACCAAUACGAAUACUGUGGCGCUGGAAACAGAUUAAGUGUCUAUAUCAGAAACGGCACGGCCCCAUCGGUUAGCAGUACGGCCUCAACCAGCCAAGUAUCCAGCGUCGCUAGCUCUAUCAGCUCAAUUCCGAGUACCUCAUUGAAAUCUACAAGUACAACAACCACCACAGUGUCGCCCGUCACCCUCGUCCAAUCUUCGACCUCGAAAUCCUCCACGGCAGUCUCCAGCUCCACCGUCAAAAGCACACUCUCAACCCUAGUUUCCAGCACCACGUCCUCGAAACUAUCAUCUACGUCCACCACCGCAUCGACGUCCCCUACAGGCCCAGUCAUUAAACCAACGAUCAGUGCUGGAGGCGGCUGGACUUACAACGGCUGCCGCACCGAAGCCACUAACUCCCGUGCCUUGACCGGAGCAGAAGUUGUGAACUACAACACGAUGACGCUCGAGAUCUGUGCAGCUGAUUGCCAAGGCUACACCUAUUUUGGUGUUGAGUACGGAGGGGAAUGUUAUUGUGGAUAUGUGUUUGAAGCUGGUAGUGUGAAUGCUACGGAGAGUGAUUGUAGUUUCCUCUGUCCAGGGAAUAGUUUAGAGUUUUGUGGAGCAGGGAAUAGGUUGAGUACUUAUAUUGCUAGUUAG
Messenger RNA from Mollisia scopiformis, 3579 nucleotides. RefSeq lists its product as uncharacterized. Gene Ontology annotation, biological process: response to oxidative stress. Lineage: Eukaryota; Fungi; Ascomycota; Leotiomycetes; Helotiales; Mollisiaceae. The record is from RefSeq and is a predicted model, not a curated record. Gene Ontology annotation, molecular function: peroxidase activity; heme binding. The transcript is spliced from 9 exons. Bases 1 to 3579 code for a protein of 1192 amino acids.